This is a messenger RNA of Daktulosphaira vitifoliae (grape phylloxera), 1100 nucleotides long. RefSeq names its product proteasome subunit beta type-5-like. The coding region runs from base 139 to 969 and encodes 276 amino acids. NCBI's taxonomy places the organism in Eukaryota, Metazoa, Arthropoda, Insecta, Hemiptera, Phylloxeridae. The record is from RefSeq and is a predicted model, not a curated record. Gene Ontology annotation, molecular function: threonine-type endopeptidase activity. Gene Ontology annotation, cellular component: proteasome core complex. The transcript is spliced from 4 exons.
AAUGAUAAGUUAACAAAAUUUCAAUUCAUAACUCUUAUUUUGUUCUAAUACUAUUCUGUCAUUUCUUGUGAAAUUGUUAGCUAUUUCAGCUUAUAAGUUAUUAAUUUAGUAAAAUUUGUAUAAUACUUUUGAUUAAUCAUGGCUAUGUUAACAUUGAGUGGGCUCUCAGAGGAUUCAAUGUUCAAAAGCAAGUGCGAACAAGAAGAAAAAGAAGCAUUUGAUACAUUUCAAAAUAAUAACACUGUAGAUCAAAUGAAUCUUUACACCAUACCGGGAAAUCCUGUUAAAAAUUUACAAAUUAUCACAGCUCGUGAUACUAUGGGUCGUCCAGUAAAACUAAACUUUCAUCAUGGUACUACUACACUCGGAUUCAUGUAUCAAGGAGGCAUUAUUUUAGCUGCAGAUUCACGAGCUACUGGAGGUCAAUAUAUUGGAUCACAAUGUAUGAAGAAAAUUAUUGAACUGAAUGAUUACAUGUUGGGAACAUUAGCUGGUGGAGCUGCCGAUUGUGUCUAUUGGGAUCGUGUUCUUUCUAAGCAAUGCAGAUUGCAUGAAUUAAGAAAUAAAGAGCGCAUUAGUGUUACAGCAGCUUCUAAAAUUAUGUCUAAUAUGAUUUACUAUUAUAAAGGAUAUGGGCUUUCAAUUGGAAUGAUGCUAGCUGGAUAUGAUAAAAAUGGUCCAUCAUUAUUUUAUGUUGAUAAUGAUGGUUCUAGAACACCAGGUAAAGUAUUUUCUGUUGGUUCAGGAUCAAUUUAUGCUUUUGGUGUACUUGAUUCUGGUUAUAAAUGGGAUUUAACUGAUGAUGAAGCUCAAAAGCUUGGUCAGAGAGCUAUUUUCCAUGCUACUCACAGAGAUGCUUACAGUGGUGGAAUUGUUCGAGUGUAUCAUAUUAAUAAAGAUGGAUGGAAACAUAUUAAAAAUGAAGACUGUGAUGAGAUAUAUGACAGAUUAAAAAAUGAACCAAAAUAAAUAUUAAGUAGUUUUUUCAUUUUUUUUUUUUUUUUAAACCUUAUAUUUCUUAUUUUAUAUAAUCAUAAUUUAAUGUGAAAUAAAUAAUAAUAAUAUGAAAUCUAUGCUAAUAAAUUUUGUUUAUUGUAAAA